AUGUCUAUCAACAUUUUCACCCCUGUGAACGAGAUGGACUUCGCCGGCCAUCCUGUCAUCGGCACUGGCCAUGUGAUAUUUCGACAGCUACUUCCUGGUCUUGUCGCAGAUCGUACCGCCUCUUCAGAGAUCACUCUUUUGGCAAAGGCAGGACCAGUUGUUGUGCGAUAUGAUCCGACACGAGAAAUUGUGGCAGCCGAAGUGCCACAUAACAUCCAUAUUCAUUCACAUCCUACUAGUAAACACAGCAUUCUCGAGACUCAACCGAGCUUGAAGACUCAGACGUCUACGCUGGAGCAGAGUUAUCCAUGCCUCUCUAUCGUCAAGGGCGUCACCUACACCUUGGUAGAUUUUACGAAUCAACCUGAGAUGUUUGCCGCCGUUGCCGCAGGCCCUAGUCAGAUUGCAGAACUUGAUGAGGGCUGGGCACCCUCUUUUACCGGGGUGAUGUAUUACCGGGUGGUGUCGGAUCCUUACAUCGAGGAUGAUAGGAAGGUGCAACAACUGAGAGUUCGUAUGAUUGCCAUCGAUCUUGAGGACCCCGCCUGUGGAAGCGGUUCGUGUGCUUUAGGUGCAUAUCUUGCGCUUCAGCAAGGAGGUGCAGGUGGUAGAUAUAGAUUCUAUCUUGACCAGGGACAGGAAAUUGGACGUGACAGUAAUAUCAUUGUCGACAUUGUGUUGGAUGAGACCGGAGACCGGGUAUCAAGUAUAUCCCUGUCAGGGCCUGCAACGCUAGUCACUGAGGGCACUUUGUUACUGCCCGAGUAG
Fusarium pseudograminearum CS3096 is the source of this 768-nucleotide messenger RNA. RefSeq lists its product as uncharacterized. Gene Ontology annotation, cellular component: cytoplasm. The record is from RefSeq and is a predicted model, not a curated record. Gene Ontology annotation, biological process: biosynthetic process. Gene Ontology annotation, molecular function: isomerase activity. Lineage: Eukaryota; Fungi; Ascomycota; Sordariomycetes; Hypocreales; Nectriaceae. The transcript has a single exon. Bases 1 to 768 code for a protein of 255 amino acids.